UCUUUCAUUGAACGCACAAAUAUUCGCCACCAGGUCAGCUUAUAAACGUGUGUAAGCUGAAUUGUCAUCUUUUCAAGGGAAGGUAUGGUUAUAGGUACGCUUGGCAGAAAUAACGGCGGUAAAAGGCAGUUAACGAGUGAUGGAAAUCGCCAAGUAUAGACGGAUAUACAAACAGUGAUGUUUCUCUCUAAGAUUGCUGCGCAAUGCACAUUCGUGAAACUGCAGCGACUGAAAACAUGCUCUGGUCGUUUGUCGGCGCAGCAUACGGAUGAUGCCCAACCCGACGAGCGCCAUCGCACUUCCGCUCCUCGUGAACCUGGUGCACACUGCCUGGCUGCGCGUGCUGACGUCGAAGCCGAUGGCGAGCAUUAAUACCACCAUCACUUACUUAAAGGUCAAACGUGGAUCACCUGCUGUGCUAGUUUAUACUGCAAAAUUCUCCGCUUUAGUCUACUGGAUCAUGCUGCCGGCUAUGACGUACUCCUUGGCCUUCGCUGCCUACGGCUCGUUCCCUGCUGUAGAGCGGUUGAGCGGAGCUCGAGACGUGCAGCUCAUGACGGGGAUCUCGGGCCUCGAGUUCAUCUUCGCCCACUUCGUCUUCGAUUUCAUCUACCACGUCCUCUUCUGCGUGUUGUGGUGCACCAUCCUGUACAGCCUCAGCUCCUACUCUGCGGCCACAUUCGGGCUCUUGGUGCUUGCAUUUGUGUCCUUCGGGCCAGAAGCGAUUGGCUUUGCCUACCUGUUCGCGGAAAAUGCAGUCUCUCCAGGUUCGGCGGUCGUUAGGAUUUUCUUGGCACUCUACAUUGGAGGUGCUGUCUCCACCAUCCUCAGUUUGACUUCUGGGGCUUACACUGAUGCACACUUGGUGCACUAUGCCACGCUCAUUCUUCCUCCAUACGCGCUGGUGUCCAUGCUUAGCAAAAUAUCGAACAACGAGGAAAAGUCCGUGCAGUGCAAACUACUAGAGAACUAUCCCGACACUCUCAAAGCCUUUGGAAUUGAUUGCAAGGCGAAUGUGCUGGCACUUACCUUUAAUGAAGCGGGAAUCGAGCUAGUGACUAUAAUAGUGGAAGGCCUGGUCGUCGUGGCGAUCAUGGUCUUCUUAACUUCCGGCUAUCUGAGGCCCGGUGACGGCUUCGCGGGCAAAGAGUGGUCUGGCGAAGAAGACGUCGAAGCGGAGAAGAACCUGGUCAACGCCGCACGUCGAGACGGAGACUUCGCCAACUACUCGAUGCUCGUCUGGAGUCUGCACAAACGCUUCGGCACGUUGCUCGCCGUGCGAGGCACCUACCUGGCACUUCGGCCCUCCGAAUGCUUCGGCCUCCUCGGCGUGAACGGCGCCGGCAAGACCACCACGUUCCAGAUGUUGGCCGCCCUGGUGAGCGUCUCAUAUGGCGACGCCUCCACGUCGACGGCCAAGCUCAGUGGAAGGGCCCGCACAUGGCAGUCGCAGAUCAGCUACUGCUUUCAGCUAGGUGGUCUACUGGACCGGCUGAAUUCGUACGAAUACCUCUACCUGGUUGGUCGGCUGAGAGGCAUCCCCGAAAGCGAUUUGAAGCCCAUGAUAGACAGCAUCAUAUCAGUUGCCGACCUCACGGAGUACGCCUCCAAGGAGUGCGGACUGUACAGCGGAGGAAACCGCCGGAAGCUGUCCAUCGGCGCAGCGUUGUUGGGUCUGCAGCCGUUCAUAUUUCUCGAUGAACCCUACGCUGGCGUGGACGUGGUGUCUCGAAACAAGAUCUUCCGAGCCAUCGCUGAGAUCAAGAAACGCUCGCGGACCACUUUCGUGCUCACGUCGCACAACAUGGACGAGUGCGAGUUCUCCUGCGAUCGGCUCACGAUCAUGGUCGAAGGCAGCAUGAUGUGCCUAGGCACAGUCCAGCACCUGCGAGAAAAGUUUGGUCAAGGCUACCGUCUCGAGUUCUUGCUCAAACACACGGCUGUAGCAAGCGCGCCCAUGCUGAAGAAGGCUGUUGAACAACUCUUCGCCGGAAUUGAACUCAAGGAUGACCACCAGAACCUGCUCUGCUAUCACCUGGCACAUAGAAUACCUUGGAGCAAGCUGUUCACCAAGGUCCUGCACCUCUAUAAAGACUUCGAGCUUGAACACGCUCUCGUCGGAGAGAACACUCUGCAAGAUAUCUUCUUGAACUUCGCGAAAACGACAGGAGCGCCUCGCAUUCCAGUAGCCUACGUCAACCCUGCUGCCAGCGCAACGGCGAGCGGAACGGCGAGUGGAGCGGCGAGCGGUGCGCCGAGCGGAGCGGGGAGCGCGGCGACGACUUGAGCAGUGUCACGGUGACAGGCACGGCACAGCAGCUCCGCCACCUGGGGCCUAAAACUGACUCCGGUUUCAAGAAGAUGCUCCCUAUGGGAAGCAAUAAAGGUCUUUGUGACAUCAAGUGCUAA
Dermacentor andersoni is the source of this 2409-nucleotide messenger RNA. RefSeq names its product phospholipid-transporting ATPase ABCA3-like. Gene Ontology annotation, cellular component: membrane; intracellular membrane-bounded organelle. NCBI's taxonomy places the organism in Eukaryota, Metazoa, Arthropoda, Arachnida, Ixodida, Ixodidae. The record is from RefSeq and is a predicted model, not a curated record. Gene Ontology annotation, molecular function: ABC-type transporter activity; lipid carrier activity; ATP hydrolysis activity. Gene Ontology annotation, biological process: transmembrane transport; lipid transport.